AUGGAGGGAAAGGAGGAAAAGCAGCAACAGCAUAAAAUAGAAGAUGCUGGUAUAGUGUAUGUAACUGAAAAAAAAGAAGAAAUCAAACAUGAAAAAAAACCUGGAAAAAGCAUACAACAUUCAAAACCAUGUGUCAGGAGAGGACGUGCAUGUUAUGCUAAAUUCAUUAACACAAAUGCAAGAACAUACAAUGAGCCAGUUCCCUACAUAGAUCCCAAAAAAGGGCCAGAAAAGCAGGGUGACUGGUGGUCACAUGAGAAAGUACUGGAACAUACCUUCCAACCACCUUAUGACACUAAGAGCACCCAGAGGAGUGACUUCCAAAAACCAAUAUGUCCACUGAUUUUGCCAGUCAAACACAGCAGGAUGCAAAAGCCUUCUUGUGGAAUAGUUCCACUUGCCUCUCCUGAUGUAUCAGUGCAUCCUCAAAACAAUUUUAUAGAAUGCAUCUCCUUUAUGCAUCAAUAUGAUGCCAGGAAAACUCCCAAUGAGCCCAUCCGGGGGAAGAGACAUGGAGCUUUUGUGCAGAGAGAGAUAAAACCAGGGAGUAGACCGAUAGUUCCUAAGGGAACUGAAGUAUUACCGAAUGCUCCAGGGUCAUGCUCAUCAGAACAGUCCAAAAAAACAGAGAAAGGAAAUUCAGCGGAAAGCAAAAUGAUCUCACCAGGUCUCUGCCAACAAAAUUCCCAAGAGCUGUUAGAGACUAAAACUCACUUAUCAGAAACAGACGUCAGACAGGCAGCCAAGGCAUGCCCCAGAAAUCCUGAGGGAAGGGAGAAGACUGCAGGCGUCUUUCCAACAACUGUGGGAGAUGCUCGUCUCACCAGGCAUGAGCCUUUAAACCCACCAAUAAAAAAUCAGGAUAAAUCAAGAUAAAUUACCUUCUUCAGAUAAAAACAUAAUCUCUGGAAUGUAAAAAAAUUUCAUAAUCAUCAUACAGGCCCUC
Galeopterus variegatus (Sunda flying lemur) is the source of this 946-nucleotide messenger RNA. RefSeq names its product chromosome unknown open reading frame, human C2orf73 (gene CIMIP6). The record is from RefSeq and is a predicted model, not a curated record. NCBI's taxonomy places the organism in Eukaryota, Metazoa, Chordata, Mammalia, Dermoptera, Cynocephalidae. The coding region runs from base 1 to 876 and encodes 291 amino acids. The transcript has 5 exons.